CGCGCGCGCCGCUGUCCCGCCGUCCUGAGCCGUUGGGCGCAGGGACAAGGACCUCGCCCCCAAGGACCUCCGGAGAGGCGGGAUCUCUCCGGGAAGGGGAAGCAGGAUUUUGUUGUGCGGUUUGAAGAUGAGACCGGUAUCUGGAGUGGCGCUUCUCCUGGGGCUGAUGGCUCUCCCAGCGGCGCUGGGACAGAGAAGCUCGGAAAGCCAUAAAAAUAGCAACGAAAGCUUUGCCAUCGUCUCUUUCAAAUGGGAUCACGUCAAAGAGCCGUAUAUCAUUGCACUCUGGAUACUUGUGGCCAGCUUGGCCAAAAUAGUUUUCCACUUGUCCCACAAAGUCACUCGGGUGGUUCCAGAAAGUGCUCUGCUGAUCGUCCUUGGUCUUUUCCUUGGUGGCAUUGUAUGGGCAGCAGAUCACCUUGCCUCCUUCUCCCUGACACCAACUGUAUUUUUCUUCUAUUUGCUGCCCCCCAUUGUUUUGGAUGCUGGAUAUUUUAUGCCAAAUAGAUUGUUUUUUGGAAAUCUUGGCUCCAUCCUUUUGUAUGCUGUCAUUGGGACAGUCUGGAAUGCUGCCACAACUGGUUUAUCUCUCUACGGUGUCUAUCUGACUGGAAUAAUGGGUGAACUGCACUCUGGGCUGCUGGACUUCCUCCUUUUUGGCAGCUUAAUUGCUGCUGUGGAUCCUGUAGCUGUUCUGGCAGUGUUUGAAGAAGUCCAUGUCAAUGAAGUUCUAUUCAUCAUUGUUUUUGGAGAAUCACUUCUGAAUGAUGCUGUAACUGUGGUGCUGUACAAUGUGUUUGACUCUUUUGUUGCGAUAGGUGAAACAAAUGUGACGGGGAUUGAAUGUCUCAAAGGCAUAGUGUCAUUCUUUGUGGUGAGCCUCGGUGGGACACUGGUUGGUAUUAUCUUUGCAUUCCUGCUGUCAUUGGUCAGUCGUUUCACCAAGCACGUGAGGAUCAUUGAACCUGGAUUUGUGUUUAUCAUUUCCUACCUGUCCUACCUCACAGCAGAGAUGCUUUCUCUUUCUGCCAUCUUAGCGAUAACCUUCUGUGGCAUUUGCUGUCAGAAAUAUGUCAAGGCUAACAUAUCUGAACAGUCUUCUACAACUGUAAGAUAUACUAUGAAAAUGCUAGCUAGUGGAGCAGAAACUAUUAUCUUCAUGUUCCUGGGUAUUUCAGCUGUGGAUCCAGAAAUCUGGACUUGGAAUACGGCUUUUAUUCUGUUGACUCUGGUCUUCAUCUCAGUAUACAGAGUUAUUGGUGUGGUUAUACAGACGUGGAUUCUUAACCGCUACAGAACUGUCCAGCUGGAGAUAAUAGACCAGGUGGUGAUGUCCUAUGGUGGGCUACGAGGAGCAGUUGCUUUUGCUCUUGUUGCACUUCUGGAUGGGAAUAAAGUGAAAGACAGAAAGCUGUUUGUCAGCACAACUAUCAUUGUUGUGUUUUUUACUGUUAUAUUCCAGGGACUGACUAUCAAACCUUUGGUACAGUGGCUGAAAGUGAAGAAAACUGAACACAGAGAACCAAAACUGAAUGAGAAACUUCAUGGCAGAGCCUUUGAUCACAUUCUUUCUGCUAUAGAAGACAUUUCUGGACAAAUAGGGCAUCAUUAUCUGAGAGACAAGUGGUCCAAUUUUGAUAGGAAAUACCUCAGAAAAAUACUGAUGAGAAGGUCUGCUCAAAAAUCAAGGGACCAAAUCCUUAAUGUUUUCCAUGAGCUCAACUUGAAGGAUGCAAUUAGCUAUGUGGCUGAGGGAGAACGUAGAGGUUCACUGGCAUUUAUACGUUCUCCAAGUACAGACAACAUGGUAAAUGUGGAUUUCAGCACUCCACUCCCAAGUGCUGUGGAAAGCUCUGUCUCUUAUUUAUUGAGAGAAAAAGCUGGACCAGUUUGCCUUGACAUGCAAGCUUUAGAGCAGAGAAGGAAAAGUAUACGGGACACAGAAGACACUCUCGCUCAUCACACCUUACAGCAGUACCUGUAUAAACCCAGGCAGGAGAGAAAUAGCAGUGUCAUACCAAAUGGAAACAUUCCUCCAGAAAAUCCAGUACAAGAUUUUGCUUUGAAGGAAAAAGAUUUGGAGUUUUCUGAAUCAGAAGAAAAUAAUGAUUAUGAGACUUUGCAUCUAGGCAAAGGAGUUGAUUUCCUGGCUAAUGUGACAAAACAAAAUUUCACAGAUGCUCCUGCUGGUGAUAUGGAUCACGAUGUUGAAAUGACAGAAUACUCCUCUUCAGAUGAUCAACUCAACCAAAAUGGAAGUGUUUCAGUGAAUCCCCUCCACUUCUUCCCCUCUUGUCUUCAAAUGCCUUGGACACAAAACUAUUCCUCAUUGGAAAACAGAGGGAAUAUAUCUCUUUCUGCUGUUUCUGAGUACAUUGCUUCAUGUGACCCAAAUGUACCUGAUCUCUUCUGGGAAUCGGGUACAGAUAUGAAAAACAAAGAGACAGUAAACUCAGGUUAUUGUUCUGAAGUUAGCUUCAAAUCAGAGAAUUCUCAAGAAGAGAAUACUCUGCUUAUGUUUGAAGGGCUGGAAGACUCUUACAUGAAGGAGCCCCAAGAGAAGAAAAUGUUGCUUGAUAUAGAAGGGAAUUACAGGUCUGCUGCAGCCAGACGUGUACAAAGCCGACGUUCUUUCCACAGGCCAAAACCUCUGCAUCACCCGAAGCUUCAGAAGCUGGCAUCUCUUCCAGCAUCUUGCCAUGUCCCUCCACAUUCCUUGGAACAGGAGGAAACACAGCUGUGAGCAAGAACUUAAUUGAAAGAAGAUGAGAAAGGGCUUUUGUAAAAAUAGAGAGCAAACCUAUUGGUUCAUGGGAUCUGCUCUAGGAUGGCUUCAGAUGGAAAGGGAGUGGGGUCCUGUGAUGUCAGAAACACUUGAGCUUUUCUGCUGCACUUACAUUUUUAAGUUCUUAUUCAUAAUGAAAGGGUGCAUAUCGAGAGGGAAUUAUGACUCCUUGUUAUUUUUUCACAUAGACUGUUACAAAUAAUCUAUUAUUUUUGGAGGGCUUAACCAAGAAUCUUUUCAAAUGGUAAAUCCUUGAUGUUUUUUGACAUGGAGAUGGUUUAUUAUGCCAUUAUGCCAUAAAUACAUUUAAAGGAAUAGGCUGCAUAUGCUGCUUCAGUAAUGGAAUUAAGCAUUUAUACUAUAUGAAAUUAAAGUAGAAGAAGCCAAUGGUUAGUCUCUUCCCUGCUAAGUUGACUCUGAUUGAAAUGGAUCAGUGCCUUUUAUAAGUGCAAGCUACAGAAAAAUAUUUUCCUGCUUUUGAAUAUUUUUGUCACUGAGUGAGUAACUGUAGAAUAUCGACUCUCAUAUAAAACCUUCCAGGGAGAGGAAAGUCAUGGAAUCUUGACAUUUAAUCAAGUACUACAGGAGGGCCAUUUCCUUCAUUCACCUUCACUCCCUCAACUUGGUAGUACUGGAAAGAAAGAACAUCCAGAAUUAGCUCAGAAUUUUAAUUUUCAUGGUCAGAAGCAAAUAAUUUAAUAUUCUUAAUUAAGCUGCUCUAUUUUAAAUAGCCUCACUCAGACAGAAGUGUAAAUAUUUGUCAUUUUUAUUGCUGCUUUGGGAGACACCUUCCAAAUACUGUUAGAUUAUCCUGUUAAUUUAUGUAUCACUUUCAAUAGCUGAUCAGGAUAGUGGUCUCUCAGAUAUGUUCUGCAUUUUGCCACAUGAUUUAAGUGCCACAAAGACUCAGGAUGUUGAUGGUUCAAAGUAUUGUACAGAGGCAGUUUGGCUACUGUGCAUGUAUAUACCUACCUGCAUUAGGAAUGUCCGUUAUUUUUGUACGUGGUUUCCUGUCAAAUGAUAGUUAUGGUUGCACUGGACACUUACUGCAUAUGAAUUAGAUCUACAUCAUCUUGAAGACAGAUGGAGACAUCAGUGAAAGCCAAUUCAGAUGAAGACUAUAAAUGAAAGUGAAAACUCUGAGACCUCUCAUACACGUAUAAUACUACAUGUAUAGUCCUCUGGCCAUUUGGCCUUGGAUGAUUCCAGUCUUGAAAUUUUGGCUUGAAAUCUUCAGUGGUAUAAAUUGUAAAGGCUCUAUGACAUUAAUAGAAGGAGAGUGCUUAGCCACUUCUGUGGUCCUAAUGUGUUCCUACUUUCUACUUAAUAUCAGUGUAAACCAUUUGUAAAUGAGCUGUCACCUUCAGGGAAGUAUCUGAAUUGUUUAAGACUGGAUCCUGGACAGUGGCUUUAUGUGGUAAAUUUUACUUUAUCUAUAGAAGUUAACAAUCGUUUCACUCUACCUACCCAGAUUUUGAAUGGGUUUGAGAUGAUUCUGUGUCAGGUAUCAAAACUGAGAUUUACCCAGACACCCAAGAAGAGUGGAGCAAUGUGUGAAAACUCAUGUCCGCAUCCUUUUUCUAUCUUUGUCCUGUAUCCAAAAUCUAUAUGUUAGGCUGCUGCAAAUUGCAGAGAUGUGAUGGUAAAUUCCAUAUACAAACCUAGACAGAUACAAAACGUACACCUCUAAAUAACAGACUCAGAGAGAAGUGGUUCUUUUGGUAUCAGCUGCCAUAAGCAGCUGCCUGUUUGGUUGUCGUUGUAGGCAAUGAUUCAAACCAGUGUCCCUAACUGAAAAGCUUCAUCACCCAGAGCUACUCUCAUUAAAUUUCAAUAAUAUAAAUACAGUUUUUGUGAAACUGAGUACAUGUGAACAUACUAUUUUGAUGAAGUAGAGCAUAUUAACACCAUUCCAGAUAGUAUAAUUGGAACAAGUAUUUUAGUAAUUGGCAUAGAUAGGUAACAGAACCGUGAGUGAUCCCAAAUGUUAGUACAGGUAAAGUGCAAUGUGCCAAAAAUCUACCCCUCUCAUAGCAUAAUGCUGAAGUACCAAUACCAAAAUUGGCAAGAUGCUCAUCAGGUGUUGGCUUUUAAAUAAAACUUUCAUUUGUUAUUGUUGACAAUUUCAAAUUGGUGACAAUGACACAGAAGUCAUUGCUGAGCUGCAGAGAACCACACUGUGGACUGUUUUCUGCAUGCUUGUUAGACCAUUACCAAUCUGCUUUUGUACACCUCAAAGGUGUACCUUGAAGGUAGGAACCUCAAAGAAACAUUUGUAAGUUGUCAUCAGCAGAUGGGAGCUUUCACCACAUAACUCUUGCACAGACAAGAGUAUGCAAUUUUGGAAAUCACAUCAUAUGUUUUUAUUGUUUUUGUAAGCUUUUAGGCUACAGAAAAGAGGAUCCAUAGACAUCACCAUAUUUACAAACAUAGCAGUCUCUGUGAAAAGUCAGCAGGACCCUUUAUGUUUUUGAGAGGGGUGUGGGCUCUAGUAUUAUAAAAGAGAGGAAUAUCACACCAUUUCAAACAACAGAAAGGGAAAGACACUAUAUACAAAGGGCUUAUCUCUCUGUUUCAAGGACCUUAGGCAUGCUCUGUAUGUUGCAUCACUACAGCUGAACAAAUGACGGAUAAAGUGGGCCAUUCUGAUAGCGAAGAAUCUUGCAUAUCUGGAAUAUCUUGCAUAAUUCCUGAAGCUCCUCUGCCCCUGGAAGAGGUUUUCUAGUAGAAUUGAUUCUACAGCUAGGUUUUAUUUGUCAUAAUUUCUCAGUUAGAAAUGUGAUGAAAAAACUUUCAUGUCCCCAGUUUCCACAUUUGAGAAUGUACUAAUACCUCAUAAUAUACAUAAUAGUGGAUUAUAAUUCCUUUUUUUUAUUAAGGGCAAUUGAUAAAUAGACAUUCCCUCUCUCUACCAGGGUAAAUAGAAAAAAGCAAGUUAUAACAGUUGAUCAUUUGUCUAUUUUUAUGUUUUUUUGCAUUCUCUUUCAUUGUACAUUCACAUUUUCUGUGGUAUGUAUACAUAUGAGUGAAAGUGUUUGGUUACUUCUUCAGCACAUUUUAAUCAGUCAAGCACCACUGAUUUCUAUCACAGCAAUAUAAAUUCAGAGCUGCUGAGCAUACAGCCAUAAGUAUCUGCUAUUUUUGCUCUGGUUUAUUAGAUUGGAAUGAUCAGUUGACAACUCAUUCUCUUCUGAUGAGGCCAGUUCAGUUCUUACUUCCCUGAAAACUGUCUGUAAAUUUUUUUGUGGCAUGCUCUGUAAGAAAAAGGAAAGCCUGGCAUUCCACAGUUGCUAUUUAUUUAAUAAGUAACUGUGGCCUACCUUCUUGCAAAAACAUGAAAUGAAGAAAUAUUUUUUGUUCCUUCUACAUAUUUUGCUCCAUGAAUAAAGUUGUUUUUAACAAUGUUUAUUAUGCUGCACUAUGAUCUAGCAAUGAUAAAAAACCGAGAACUGUUGCCUGUGUUGAGAUGAAUUCUGUCUCUCUGAGCUAUGAACCUAGUUAUUGAAAUAUAUGAAAUUAUGUUUAACAAAUACAUGGUCUAGUCAGAGAUUUAUGUAACAAAGAUUGCAAAACAAUCACGUGCCUUAAAUUGUCACUCUUUGGAGUGCUGUUGUUUGGAGAUAUUUGUGUGUACUUUCCAAAAGGUGUCAACUUACUUCAUAUAUUUUUAAACAAGUCAAGUUGUUCUGCUAAUGUCUUUAUAGAAAUGUUUUCAUAGUAUAUCAUAAUGAGAAGUUUGGCAAUAAAUUGUAUCACUUUG
This is a messenger RNA of Zonotrichia albicollis (white-throated sparrow), 6545 nucleotides long. The record is from RefSeq and is a predicted model, not a curated record. Lineage: Eukaryota; Metazoa; Chordata; Aves; Passeriformes; Passerellidae.